UAUUAGUGGAUCUGCACAUUGAAGGGGAUCAAGGCAGCACCAGUACACCUUUCAGGGGCAAAGCAGAGCGGCGCCAGCUUUCUUCUGUUUCCACAGCAUUACUUUUGGCAGUCUGCAUUGGCAUUGUUGAAGCUCUGGCCUUGUAUUUGGGAUCUGGUCCACUUCUCAGUUUGAUGGGCAUAUCACAUACAUCCCCCAUGCGAGCACCAGCACAACGAUAUCUAGCUCUGAGAGCUCUUGGUGCUCCUGCAUUCGUAGUUUCUUUGGCUCUUCAAGGCAUUUUUCGUGGUUUUAAAGAUACAAAGACUCCUGUCUUCUCUUUAGCUAUUGGAAAUUUUAUAGGUGUAGUUUUGUUUCCAAUAUUUAUGUUCUACUUCCGUCUGGGUGCAUCUGGAGCAGCCAUAUCCAUUGUGUUAUCCCAAUACUUGGUGAGCUUUUCGAUGCUAUGGUGCUUAAACAAGAGAGCUGUGUUGCUGCCUCCAAAACUGGGAGGAUUACAAUUUGUUGGCUAUCUAAAAUCUGGUGGUUAUCUUCUUGGGAGGACACUUUCGGUCCUUUUCACCAUGACCCUUGGAACAUCAAUGGCUGCUCGGCAAGGUCCUGUAGCAAUGGCUGCUCAUCAAGUCUGCUUGCAAGUUUGGUUGGCCGUCUCCCUCCUCACGGAUGCGCUUGCUGCAUCUGCACAGGCACUUAUUGCCGGCUACUCAUCAAAAGGAGAUUAUAGGGUUGUUAGGGAAAUCUCCAACUUUGUUUUGAAGAUUGGAGUGGUUACUGGUGUCAUUUUAGCGGUUGCACUCAGUGUUUCUUUUCCUUCUAUGGCAACUCUCUUUACUCAAGACAUGGAAGUACUAGGAAUUGUCAAGACUGGUGUAUUGUUUGUGAGUGCCAGUCAACCAAUCAAUGCACUGGCUUUUAUUUUUGAUGGUCUCCAUUAUGGGGUUUCAGAUUUUGCAUAUGCAGCUCAUUCUAUGAUGGUGGUGGGUGCAUUAUCAUCUGCAUUUUUGUUCUACGCUCCAAGAGCGUUUGGCCUUCCAGGUGUUUGGUUGGGCCUGACCAUAUUCAUGGGAUUGCGAAUGAUGGCUGGUUUUAUAAGGAUUAUGUCUAAGGAUGGCCCUUGGUGGUUCUUGCACUGUGACAUGAGUAGUUUGAAGGAGGGCUCCCAGGGUCAAAAGCACGCACGAUGAUUCCGCCCAACUAAUUUUGUCGAUGUAGUGGGAGUUAUAUUUGGGUAUGUACUUUCAUCUGCACAUGCAUUUUGAUAUGUUGAGCAAUAUUGUUUUAAAAGGUUGAAAUGUUGAUUUUCUUGAGUACUGUUUUUCUACAAACCAUCAUCAAGAGCAACUCCGAACGGAAGAGGUAUAUUGAGAAGGUAUAUAUUGUUUAUUUACCUUCCCAAAAAGGUAAAUAUACCUUCAUAAAAGGUUGAAAAUUUC
Molecule: messenger RNA, 1433 nt
Organism: Cuscuta campestris
Lineage: Eukaryota; Viridiplantae; Streptophyta; Magnoliopsida; Solanales; Convolvulaceae
Source: the annotation of a GenBank genome assembly